GAAAAGGCGGGGAUGUGAGGGCGGGUGGCGCAUGUCCGGGCUGUCAGGGCCGGGCGGGGGCAGCGGCGGGAUGGGCGACGACAUGGACGUGAUCCCCGAGAGGGAGAUGAAGGAUUUUCAGUUCCGGGCCCUGAAGAAGGUCCGGAUCUUCGAAGCCCCAGAGGAGCUGCCCAAGGAGCGCAGCAGCCUGCUGGCCGUGUCCAACAAGUACGGGCUGACGUUCGCCGGCUGCCCGGCCGGGCUCCAUGUCUUCCAAACGAAAAACCUGCUCUUGCAGAUCCAGGCCGGGGAUUCUCCUAAUAAAAUAGUAGAGAAUGUCCAGAGCCUUUUUGUUCCUACGAAGUUUCGGGUGCAUCACCUGGCACUCAGCUGUGAUAACCUCACGCUGUCCGUCUGCAUGGCCUCCAAUGAAGUUGGGUCUUUUAUUGGUUUUUUCGAUGUCCGUACCUUUGUGAAUCAGGCGAAACCCCAGAAACGGCCAUUUGCGUAUCAGAAGAUGGCAGGCGCGCUGGUCAGCGACCUCAAGUGGAAUCCAACGAACACCACCAUGUUAGCUGUCUGUCUGUCUGACGGUAGCGUCUCGGUCCUGCAAGUGGCGGAGGUUGUGAAGGUGUACGCCAUGCUCCCGGCUUCGGUGGCUGUCACAUCGGUGUGUUGGAGUCCAAAAGGAAAACAGCUGGCCGUGGGCAAGCAGAAUGGCACCGUGGUCCAGUAUCUGCCGAACCUGCAGGAGAAGAAAAUAAUUCCCUGCCCUCCGUUCUAUGUUUCGGAUAAUCCUGUCAAAGUCUUGGAUGUCCUGUGGAUCGGUACCUACGUCUUCACCAUCAUCUAUGCAGCUGCAGACGGGAGCUUAGAAACGGCGCCCGAAGUGGUCAUGGCUCUACUUCCGAAAAAAGAAGAGAAGAGGCCUGAGAUAUUUGUGAAUUUUAUGGAGCCUUGUUAUGGUAGCUGCGUAGAGAGACAGCAUCAUUACUUCCUUAACUAUGUUGAAGACUGGGACCUGGUUUUGUUAGCUUCUGCAGCUUCUACAGAAGUCAGCAUCCUUGCGAGGCAAGGAGACCAGACCAACUGGGAGUUGUGGGUCUUGGAAGACUCCAGUCGAGCAGAACUUCCUGUGACAGAUAAAAGUGAUGACACCUUGCCAGUUGGCAUUGCCAUUGACUAUAGCAGCAACACGCCCAUAACUGUCAGCGAAGACAAGACCUUGGAUCCUGCUCCCGUGCUGCUGCUGUUAUCCACAGAUGGGGUAUUGUGCCCCUUUUACAUGGUCAAUCAAAACCCUGGUGUGCAAUCUCUUCUGGUGACUCCCGAGGCCCUCUCUGCAGAAGGGGACAGAGGAGCAAAGACAGCAGGCACCACGCCGCCUCUAUCUUCAUCCAAGAGCGACGUUCCUCCGGUCCCUUUGCCCCCCUCUGCCCCCUUGGUCCCAAGCAGUGGGGCCACCCCUUUCUCUUUCACAGCCCCUGCUGUAAAAGUCCCUGGACCAGCUUCGGAUCCUUCCCUGCCUUACCCGCUCCCGUCGGAGGCCUCAGCACCGGCUCCUGGGUCAAGCGCAGGCAGGACAGCCGAAUUCUCUUCUCCCGCCACCCCCAAAGCAUCACAACCCCCCGUCUCCUCGUCGGGCCUCAUCCCGGCUUCCACCCCAUCUUUCUCCUUCGGAUCCAUGAGCUUUAACAGCCGCAUCGACGUGUCCGCCGGGCCCACGCUUCCCGUGGGGACAAAGCCCAGCUUCGCUCCGGCGGCGUCCUCCGUCAAGAUCAACCUCAGCGAAAAGUUUGCUGCCGCCGCCGAAUCUGCUGCCCCUUCUGGCAACAGCAGCCAAAAUUCUUCAGCCUUUCCAUUCUCCGCCGCCACAAAGUCUGCAUCUGCAGGACCCCUCAGCCUGGGCACGCCGCCUUCUGCUCCUGCAAAAACUUCCACUCCUGUGUCUUCUCCAACAGUGCGCCCAUCUCAGAGUGCUCCCCCAGCCGCUGGUCUUCAGAAAGCCGCCAAGAUAUCCUCAGCCGGGCCGAAAUCGAGCCCUUCGCAAAGUCGACAGCAGCCUCCCGGCGUUGGGACGGAGACGCAACUCUGUCAGUGGAAGGAAUCAGAUCCUGUCAUCGUGGGGAUAAGAGAGGAGAUCACCCAUUUCCAGAAAGAGAUGGAAGAACUAAAGGGUCGAACAGCCAAGGCCUCGUUCCAGGUGGGCAGCAAGGAAGAAAAAAAACUGCUGCGGGUAGAAGCCAAUGACUUGCACACCUUUCUGUUGGAAAUCAAAGAGACCACAGAGUCCCUUCAUGGAGACAUCAGCCUUCUGAAGACCAAUUUGUUGGAAGGCUUUGCAGGGGUGGAGGAAGCCCAGGAGAAGGACGAGCAAGCUCACAACUCCGAGUACCUGCACUUGCUUUACAAGAAGCCUUUGGAUCCAAAGAGUGAAGCCCAGCUUCAGGAAAUUCGCCGCUUGCAUCAGUAUGUGAAGUUUGCCGUCCAGGAUGUGAACGAUGUGCUGGAUUUAGAGUGGGAUCAGCAUCUGGAGCAACAGAAGAAGCAGAAGCGUUUAGUGGUACCCGAGAGAGAGACUCUGUUCAACGCCCUCACCAACAAUCGGGAGAUCAUCAACCAGCAGAGGAAAAGGCUGAAGAAGCUGGUGGACAGCUUGUACGAGCUCCGUUUGUACAACCAAGUGUCUCAGUGGAAUGUGUCGGCUCCCACCUCCUCUCGCACCAGCAUCCAGAGCUUGGAGAGCAAGCUCGACAAUCUGAGCAACGCCCUGACGAAAGCCACGCUGGAAUCUUGCGCCAAACCAUCGUCCCCGUCAGCCGCUAAACUGUCUCUUGUGAAGCAGGCCCAGCUACGGAACUUUUUGUCAAAGAGAAAAGUGCCACCUGUCCGCUGCACUGCGCCAGCUACUCUAUCCCAGUCGGCUUUUCUCUCUGUGAGAUACGACGAAGACUUGGAUGAGAUCAGCUCCACGUCUUCAGUUGCCCAGUCCCUGGAGAAUGAGGACAUCGAGGUGGUGGAUCAGGAGGAAGAGGAGGUGGUGCCGGUCGAAGGGCCUCGUCACGCCCCUGUGGUCCGGACUCCUUCAAUCCAGCCCGCCCUGUUGUCGCAGCCCCUGCCUCUGGGCAAACCCCACAUCACAAUGGGCACUUCAAUGUCUACACCUAAACCCACCCCAGAGAACCCAACGUUGGCAACAAAGACAGUGAAGCACAGAGCCCCUAUUCCUUCCGUCACUCUCCCAGCACCCCAGGCCGCUGCAGAAGCUGCACUCAGGAGACAGAUGGCGAACCAGAAUUCAGUGGUGGGCACCUCCCUGACAGAAUCGACUCUGAAGAACGUCCCCCAGGUGGUAAACGUCCGAGAGCUGAAAAGCAAUGCUUCUCCUCCUACAGUCUCUGGAGCAAUGGGGUCAUCAGUUCCUCAGACGGCUGCUCAAGCUGUCCAUCAAGUUUUGGCAACGGUGGCGACCAACCAAGCCAACCAGGGACCUCCGUCGAGCACCCUGAAGAUGCUGACGCCGCCCAGCUCGGCAGCUGUCGCCGCAGCAUCCGUUGGGAAAAAGAACUCAGGCCAAGGAUCCACAAAGACUGUCCCGGCUGUGACCUCAUCGGCUGUGACGUCCAUCUCGGCCGCUGCUUCCCAGUUCAGCAAAGACUUCACGUUCGCCCCAUCAGGGCCUGGGUUUAACCUUGCUGCCGUCCCUCCGUCUGCUGCAACGUCGGGCUCUUCUGUUUUGGGAGCUGCAGCCGCACCAGCGAAAGAGCCGAGCCAGCCCGAAGCCUUCUCCCUCGGAGUGAGCAUGAAAUUUGCCCCCGGGCCGGAGACCUCGUUUCCUUUUGGGUCCCCCAAGCCCCCCACCCUUUCAGGGGCCACCGUCGUUGGGAGCACCAGCUCUGGAGAUCCCGGCCAGGGCAACGGACAAGCAGGGGAGGCUUCCCUUCCCUUUCCGGGCUGCGCCAAACUGGAGCACCUUCCCCCCAAGCAAGGCGAUCCGGCGUUCCAGGGCUCUGCGGCCGGAGAGACGUUGGGGAGCUUCUCCGGUCUGAGGGUCGGCCAAGCUGACGAGAAUGUAAAGGCCACCCCUGCCAAGGCUCCCUCCGCCAACGCACCGGGGGCACCGCCCUCUGGAUUUUCUCUCGGAAACACUCUGCCAGUGAGCAAGCCCAUGGAGGCCACUGCCGCUGCCCCCUUGACAACAGUGCCCGGUCCAAUGCCCGCCGGCCCUGGUGGCAUCUUUGGCAACAUCCAUCCAGCCGGCGCUGGUCCUCCUGGGGUCUUCAGUCUUGCAGCCUCGGCGGGCAGUGGCAAGUCUCCUUUUGCCUUCGGGGGCCCCCAGGCCAGCACCCCCCAAGCAUCCGCUUCCCCCUCUUUGGCCCUCCCGCCAUCAACCACCACCCUCUCCUUUGGGACUCUCUUGAGCUCUCCGGCCCCCACGGCUGCCCUCGCAAGCAAGGGGGGAGAAGAAGAGGCCAAGACGGCCCCCUCUGCCGCUGAGAAGCUCCCCUUGAACGAGGGGGCCCCGUCGCCCACGGCCCAGCUGGACCCCCAGCCGUCUGAGCAGCCUGCCCCGGAAGCGCCCCCUUCGGCUGCACCUCCCCCAGCAGAGGCAGAAGCUGGGCACCUCUCUCCUGCAUCUAGCAAAGACCUCUCGUCCACCACAGCUCCGAGCGAGCCCCAAACUGAGGGUGGCCCUCCUGGGGCCCCUGCAGAGGAACAGACGCCGGCCACCUCGCCACCAGGGGCCACGGCUUCGCAGCUCACGGAGCCCACCGGCGCACCUUCCUCCUCCCCCCCCAGUGCCACCACAGGCGUCCAAGCGCCAGCCAGCAGCAGCUCGGCUUUUACAGCCGCCGUCUCCACCUCUUCUGCGUUUGCACAGCCCCCCAUCCCCACUCCUACUUCCUCCUCCUCCGGCUCAGCCUUCAGCCAGCUGACCACCGAGGGUUUAACCAGCCCUCCCGUGCCCCCCGUCUUUGGCCAGGUCUCCGCGGGAGCCCCCCCAGCAUCUUCUCCCUUCGGUCAACCGCCAACCACCUCCUCUGCCAUCUCCACUGGGUUCAGCUCCUCGGCCUUUGGGUCAGCAGCCACCCCCGGCUUUGGCCAGUCCGCGUUCAGCCAGCCCCCCGUUUUCGGCCAGCCCGCCAGCACGUCGAGCGGCUUCACGUUCAAUCAGGCCAGCUUCGGGGGCCCCCCCACUUUUGGGCACGCGGCUUCAUCCGCCACCCCAGCUUCCAGCAGCGGUAACGUCUUCGGGGCAGCGUCCAGCACGGGCAGCGCCAGCUCCUUCUCCUUCGGACAGCCUUCAACUGCUUCUGGGCUCUUUGGCCAAACCGGUACCCCCAUUUUCGGGCAGAGUUCCAGCUUUGGACAGAGCGGGGCCAUCUUUGCGAGCCCGGCCUCCGUGAGCACAACCACCCCCACGUCCUCUGCUGGGUUCAGCUUCUCUCAAGCUUCCGCGUUUGGUUCCAGCAGCCCAAGCACUGUGUUCGGGCAAGCCACUAACACCAGUGGGAGCCUCUUUGGCCAGCCGUCCUCUUCCAGCGGGGGUCUGUUUGGAUCCAGCGGCGGCGGGAGAACGGGGGGCUUUUUCAGCGGCCUGGGGGGGAAACCGAGUCACGAGGCAGCCAACAAGAACCCCUUCGGUUGCACCGGCAGCAGCUUUGGCUCAUCAGCCACUCCAAAUACAUCGAAUCUUUUCGGAAACAGUGGCGCCAAAAGCUUUGGGUUUGGCGCCACUUCCUUUGGUGAGCAGAAGCCGAUGGGCACCUUCAGCUCCGGCGGAGGAAGCGUGGCAUCGCAAGGCUUUGGGUUCUCCAGCCCGACCAAAGCAGGUGGCUUCGGAGCUGGUCCAGUGUUCGGCAGCCCUCCCACCUUUGGGGGUUCCCCCGGGUUCGGAGGGGUGCCGGCAUUCGGUUCAGCCCCAGCCUUUUCAAGCCCUCUGGGCUCGGCGGGAGGCAAAGUGUUCGGUGAAGGGACCGCAGCGGCCAACGCAGGCGGAUUCGGCUUCGGCAACACGGCCAGCACCGUCUCGUUCGGCACACUGGCAAGUCAGAACACCCCCACCUUCGGCUCCCUCUCUCAGCAGUCUACGGGUUUCGGCACACAGGGCAGCAGCUUCUCCGGCUUCGGGUCCGGUGGAGGAGGAUUUGGCUUCGGAUCAUCGAAUGCAUCCACCUCCGGAUUUAGCGGCUGGAGAAGCUGAAGAGGCAAUCGCUGUUUUGCUGUUCCGGGACUGCUUUUUUUUUAAACGUCACUUCCUCCAACUUUUUAUACCAAACCACACCAAAAAAGAAAAAAAAAGCCUCAUGAAAUUGCCUAUUUUUUUGUUAGCGAAAACGUUCCUCUGCCUCUCCAAAUAAAGCUAUUUUGUCUGCA
Candoia aspera is the source of this 6357-nucleotide messenger RNA. It is a transcript of the gene NUP214, whose product is annotated as nucleoporin 214. Gene Ontology annotation, cellular component: nuclear pore. Lineage: Eukaryota; Metazoa; Chordata; Lepidosauria; Squamata; Candoiidae. Gene Ontology annotation, biological process: protein import into nucleus; RNA export from nucleus. The transcript has 36 exons. Gene Ontology annotation, molecular function: structural constituent of nuclear pore; protein binding. The record is from RefSeq and is a predicted model, not a curated record. Bases 32 to 6184 code for a protein of 2050 amino acids.